Trypanosoma grayi is the source of this 1224-nucleotide messenger RNA. RefSeq lists its product as hypothetical. Bases 1 to 1224 code for a protein of 407 amino acids. The transcript has a single exon. Lineage: Eukaryota; Euglenozoa; Kinetoplastea; Trypanosomatida; Trypanosomatidae. The record is from RefSeq and is a predicted model, not a curated record.
AUGAGCAGCAAGAACCACGGAAGCAACCACAAGACCCCCCCUCCUCCGCCAGAGGGUGUGCUGUCCGUCGUCCGUACCGCAGUUAAGAGCGGCCACACCGACUUGCUGCAGCGGCAAUGCAAUCAGCUCAUAGGGCGUAUCACGGUGCUCGCGACAAUCAUUCUGGAGACGACGAGCAACACACUCGACCGUGGCGCAACGCCGCGGGUGCGACACGUCGACCCAACAGUCACAGCGCUGCAAAAGCCCGGCGUCCACACAAAUAAUAAUAUCAAGAGUGGUAAUAAAGGUGUUAGCGCCUCUGGUGGCUCUGUUGCGGGGAGCAAAACACCUAAUCCGUCUUUGGGUACUCCCAAGCUCGCCUCUGUGGCGAGGAAUUUGUUUACAACGGAUACGCACUCGGCAUCGACCCCCAGGGCGGGCGUCGGCGACAGCCGUAAUGGUGCACUGCGCUGCAAGAGUGGCAAUGCACUGUGGAGCCCCGGUGUAGGCGAAUCGUCGCAGUACUUCAUCGAGAAGCGGGAGCUCACCGAUGAGGAAGUAGCAGCAGCACUCGCUGUGGUGGCGCGCGGUGAGCAGCACCCGUACCACGAGCUGAUGCAUAUAGAGUCGUUUGAAGUAAAGGAAUCUGGGAAAGCGUCACCACGUUGCGAUGAGACACAGCGUCUCCUUUCCUACUGCUGUUUCACAAGGGCCAUAUACGCCCACUACCCUUCUGUUGCUGCAACAGCGACGCCGCGGAAAGAAAGCGGUAAAGGGGGACUGAAUAAGCCGUUGCGUCGUCCAGGAUCUGCCUCAAGGACAAAGUCUGGUAGCCUUAAGACAACGCCGUCAAAGACACCACGGGGGGGCACCACAAAGUGCAACGAUGCCACACCACACGUGGCGGAAGCCGACGAGAUGUCUGGGCGUGCUGGGGUCGUUGUGUGGGAGCCGGCACUUCCUCCGGGACAGCUCACUCAUAGUGCGCCGAGUGCCACUAACAGUAAAAGAGCCGUCGUUCCCCCAGCGCGUGGCGAUGGUGAUGAUGCUCCAGACGCAGAUCUCUCCACCCCUGUGAACGGUGAUAUCCGUUUCAUUUUGCGGUCUUCGGAUCGGCUUUACAAGGUGUUUUUUUCAUCCACAACAACGUUGUGCAGCGGCACAAAUGAGGGGCACAACCACAUUCAAGGCGCAAAACCGCCUAUUCAACUGCGUCCGAUCCCCACGACAUCCUUCAACUGA